Molecule: messenger RNA, 1470 nt
Organism: Trypanosoma rangeli
Lineage: Eukaryota; Euglenozoa; Kinetoplastea; Trypanosomatida; Trypanosomatidae
Product: phosphoglucomutase
Exons: 1
Coding region: 1-1470 (489 amino acids)
Biological process (GO): carbohydrate metabolic process
Cellular component (GO): cytosol
Molecular function (GO): magnesium ion binding; phosphoglucomutase activity
Source: RefSeq, a predicted model, not a curated record
AUGCUCACUGUAACCAAAUUGCCGACAAGGCCAUUCUUCGAUCAGAAGCCGGGGACAUCGGGGCUGCGCAAGAAGGUUAAGGUGUUCCAGCAGGAGAAUUAUCUCUCGAACUUUAUUCAAAGUACUUUUAAUGCCAUAAGGAAGCACGGGAUAACGCCUGACACCCUUGUCUUGGGUGGUGACGGACGGUACUUUCUCGCUGAAGCUAUUCAAACCAUCAUCAAAGUGGCUGCCGCCAAUGGGGUAUCAAAUAUUUGGGUGGGAAAAGAUGGUAUUUUAUCGACUCCUGCUGUGUCAAAUAUUAUUCGUCACCGAAGGGUUGGCAAUACUAGGGCGAAGGGAGCCUUUAUCCUCACAGCAAGCCAUAACCCUGGUGGCCCUGAGGAGGAUUUUGGUAUCAAGUACAACACAGAAAACGGAGGGCCUGCUCCAGAGAAAAUUUCAUCUGCUAUUUACGAAGAAACCAUUAGAAUUGAUCAUGUACUUAUCUGUCCCAAUCUUGGCCCUGUAAAUGUGUCAGAAAUGGGUGAACAUGUUUUUGACACAUUGAAGGUUUCGGUAAUCGACAGCACGGAAGAUUACGUACAGUAUAUGAAGAAAAUCUUUGAUUUUCAAAGCAUUCAAAAGCUGCUGCAUCGACCCGAUUUUAAGAUCCGUUUGGACGCUUUACAUGGUGUUGGGGGUCCGUAUCUAAAGAAAAUUUUUGUUUCCGUUUUUGGUCUUCCAGAAAGUGUCUUGUGUGGUGCUACCCCAUUGCCUGACUUUGGGAAGCAUCAUCCGGAUCCAAAUCUCACCUACGCGAAGGAGCUGGUGACUGCCAUGGGAAUGGAUUCAACUGGAACACCUCUUGCCGACGUUGUUGGUGAGGUACCAAACUUUGCGGCGGCCUUCGAUGGGGAUGCGGAUCGCAGUAUGAUUCUGGGCGAGCGCUUUUUUGUGACUCCAUCCGAUUCACUGGCGAUUUUUGCUGCAAAUGCCAAUGUUGUGCCGUUUUUUGCUCAGCAAGGUGGAGUUAAAGCGGUGGCGCGAUCUAUGCCAACGAGUGGAGCUAUCGACCGUGUUGCUGAAGCGCGUCACUUCAAACUUUUUGAGGUUCCUACAGGUUGGAAAUUUUUUGGAAAUCUGAUGGACAGCCAAGAUUUAUUUGGAGGCGAAAAUUACAAUCCCCUCGUUUGUGGGGAGGAAAGCUUUGGCGCUGGCAGCAACCAUAUACGUGAGAAGGAUGGCGUGUGGGCGGUGCUGUUUUGGCUUUCAAUCAUUGCAAGCAAAAACGUGGAUUCAUCAAAGCCCCUUGUAGGGGUAAAAGAGAUUGUUGAAGCCCACUGGAGAGAGUACGGACGGAACUAUUACUGCCGGUACGACUACGAAGACGUGACGGAGGAGUCUGCCAAGGCUGUGAUUGGAAGCGGCGCAGAAGCAGCGCCCUCAGGACAUCCCCACAUUACAAGGAAAACGAUGCGUCAAAGUUGA